UCGCAGAGAAAACCUAGCAAAAUCUGUCACACCUAGAGAGGGAAAAAGCCCGCCAAACGCUGCUAAACAGAUCUAAGUGAGAGGUUACAGGCCGCCGCUGUCUGUCUCUCUCGACCGCUCAUCGUGACUAAACCGGCGUCAAGUCGAUGCACGGUGAAUACGCUUCGUCGUAACACCUAACUUAUUAUACACCGUGGUUUUUAUAAAUAUUUGGGUCGGAGGACGGAAUGAAAUUCAAAGGCGGCAAAUUUCGACAUUUGUACCUACAUUGACCAGAAGGGGCCACCACUAGUUGUGGCUGUCAAAAACGUCGAAGCCAAAACCUGCAAAAGUGAGGUUAGGUUUAUGUUUAAUUUUAAUAACAAGUAAUUCGAGUUCAUUACGCUAAGUAAACCCUGUCGAAAUGGAUCUGUGGAACAUUAAAGAUUUGGAGCCACCCCCAGUCACCAGCUGUAAAGCCUGCACAAAGCAAAUCGAUGUACGCCUCCUGCAUGCCGUUCUCCAAGAAGGAGUCAACUUUUUCUCAAACCAGCACCACUUAUUUACCGAAGCCGCUUUACUCUCACGCUCAGUCUACCGUUUCAAGGUGAAAUUUCGUUCCUCCAAGGAUUUCAAAAUCGUGGAAAAACUCAACCACAUUCUGCGGACUUACCAGAGAAUGCACAUUUCGGCGGCGUUGAACGUGCUGUUGGUCACAAUUCCUCAGAAUUACAAAGCCAACAACACCUACAUGUUAACAAAAAACAUGUUUGAUUAUGUUUUAGUGCGCCUGCAAGGAGUGGGAAAGCUGUUGUGCGCAACUUUAGAAGCUUGUAAGGAGGUUUCAACUGCCAUGCAGCAGAGAUUAAGACUUGGGCAUUUUUGGAAAGUUGCUAUUGUUAUUUUUGCCACAGCUGCCAGGGUUUUUGUGGUUGCUAAAAAUGCGCUGAAGUAUUGUUGUGAGUUGUAUGGGAAUUUGUUGCCGUAUUCGUCGAGUUUGGGGAAUUCUGGGGUGCAGUGGCUGCCAGAAGGGUACAGUUUUCCUGCUCAUUUGGACGAGUGGUUGGAAAUUGAUUGGUUGGAUCUGGAUAACGUGAUUGACAUUCUUGAUGAUGAAUCUAUUUUGUUUUAUGUAAAACUAACGGAUUCUGAUGAUUUUUAUUCUUAGAAACCUAAAACACGUUUGAAAUGGUAAAUUUUUGAAAGAAAAUAUGGAUUUUGCAAUUAGGCUCCACCCCACGUAUAUUAAAACAAAAAAAAUAUAAACCCCGC
Zophobas morio is the source of this 1251-nucleotide messenger RNA. RefSeq lists its product as uncharacterized. Gene Ontology annotation, cellular component: nucleus. Lineage: Eukaryota; Metazoa; Arthropoda; Insecta; Coleoptera; Tenebrionidae. Bases 404 to 1147 code for a protein of 247 amino acids. The record is from RefSeq and is a predicted model, not a curated record. Gene Ontology annotation, biological process: positive regulation of Notch signaling pathway. The transcript has 2 exons.